Drosophila gunungcola (fruit fly) is the source of this 396-nucleotide messenger RNA. RefSeq lists its product as uncharacterized. Gene Ontology annotation, molecular function: chitin binding. Bases 1 to 294 code for a protein of 97 amino acids. The transcript has a single exon. NCBI's taxonomy places the organism in Eukaryota, Metazoa, Arthropoda, Insecta, Diptera, Drosophilidae. The record is from RefSeq and is a predicted model, not a curated record.
AUGAAGCUUCAGCUCGCCCUUACUGCACUGCUCGUGAUUUCGUGUGGGCUCGUCCAGGCCUACAACGGUGAUGGGCAACCGGGUUGCAAGACCCAAGCGGAGCUCGACAUUGCAGUUUUCCGUAACGAUUGGGAUCCCACUUCCUACUGGAAGUGUGAGUCACUCGACAAACCGGCCAUUGAAAUGAAGUGCCCCAGCGAAACAGGGUUCAUGGAUAGCCUCAAGAACUGCGUUAGCUGGGAGGAAUGGGAGUGGGAGAAACCAGUGGCCCCGCUCAGCGAAGCGGAUCAGUGACCAAAUGCACAAAGCAGGAAUAUUAGAACAGCAGAAUGUGAUUAUUUAUGUUGUUGAAUUGAGAAUAAAAACCGCGUUAGGGGUGGCAUACGCAGCAAAACA